GAACGUAGCACAGAAUCGGAACUCGAUCGAGGUCGAGCGUCAGGAAUCGAUCGUUGCAUUUUAGAUGUCCUUCCCUUUUCCCCUCAUCGAAGAUUAAAGUUUCCAGUGAACAUUUCUUUACCGAAGGAAAAAGGACUAUGGCUGAUAGAAGAAUUAUUCAUUAAUUUUUAAUUGUAACACCGGCAUUCGUACAAGCGUGUGUUUAUAGUAUGAGCGAACCAAAACAUUAAUGACCUUGAAAGAGGAACAGUCACGUGACCGCAAGAGAGUACAAGGAUUGGAUAGCCGAGGCGCAUAUAAUGUGUAUUGCGCCGUGCGCGCCCUAUGUCCCGCAUUCCGUGCCCGAUAGGAUGGUAGAGGUUUAGCGGGGGAAAAGGGGGCGAAAGACAGACUACGGCGAGGGGUUACGACGACGACGACGAGGACGACGAGAAAAGACGAGAGAGAGUGCCGUUCGCCCGUACGUCCGUGUGUGUGCGCGCGCGUAGCCUCGGUUGUGUUGUCCAAGAUGAAGUCCGACUCUAAACCUUUGUUGACAGCUCAGGCGGAAAAGGCGAAUCAUUACACGUAAGUAAGCGCCCGCCGGGCCGGUCGCGUGCUACGUGAGAGAAAAAAAGUGAGAGAAAAAAAUCAGAGGCCGGAAAGUGCGUGAUUCAAAAGUGGAGUGCUUAAAAAAGAGAAUCGCAUAAUAAUAAUACUAAUAAUAAAAAAAGAUAAUACAUGCCUAUGUCCAUACGUAAAUGAAUAAAUAAAUAAAUAAUAAAGAGCAAAAAAUAAGAGAGAGAAAGAGAACGGAAAAAAGAGGGAGGGCCGCGAGCAGCGCGGCAUCGACGCGCGCGUCAAAAAAACGCCACGAAAUAAUGUGUAGCUCUGUGGAUUCGCAUUCCAGAUACUUGAAGGAAUUUCGCGUCGAACAAUGUCCCCUCUUUAUACAGCGCAAAUGCACACAGCACCGACCCUUCACGUGCUUCAACUGGCACUUUAUGAACCAGCGGAGGCGCAGACCGGUGAGAAAGAGGGACCGCACCUUCAGCUAUAGCGCCGACAAUUAUUGUACCAAGUACGAUGAGACCACCGGCAUAUGUCCAGAUGGAGACGACUGCCCAUUCCUACAUCGCACUGCGGGCGAUACAGAAAGACGGUACCAUCUACGUUACUACAAAACUUGCAUGUGUGUCCAUGAUACAGACACACGUGGAUUCUGUGUUAAGAAUGGACCUCACUGUGCCUUUGCACAUGGCAAUCAUGACCUUCGUCCACCUGUCUAUGACAUUAAAGAAAUACAAGCACUGGAAAACCCUGAUUCUGAUCCUAAUUCUUCAUCUAAUGGACCAAACAUACUUGAUAAAGAACGGAAUUUGAUGAAUGAAGAUCCAAAAUGGCAGGAUACAAAUUAUGUACUCAGUAACUAUAAGACAGAACCCUGCAAACGUCCACCAAGACUCUGUCGUCAGGGAUAUGCUUGUCCACAGUAUCACAAUAGUAAAGAUAAGAGGCGUAGUCCACGCAAGUACAAGUACAGAUCAACACCUUGUCCUAAUGUAAAACAUGGAGAAGAAUGGGGUGAACCAGGCAACUGUGAACAAGGUGAUGCUUGUACAUAUUGUCAUACACGUACAGAGCAACAGUUCCAUCCUGAGAUAUAUAAAUCUACAAAGUGCAAUGAUGUUCAGCAAGCUGGAUAUUGUCCGCGCGGAGUCUUCUGUGCUUUUGCACAUGUUGACCUGUUGCCAACAGAAGAAAUGAGUCUGGCGAGGGACAUGGCGGUACCUAUAGAUUGUGGCACUAAUCUGGCCGAUAUUCUGAGCAAUGCGCUUCCACCUGAUAAGCGCACUCAUGAGAAAGAUAAACCACUUAGUGAUAGUAGUAACGGAAGCGGCGAAGUAUCAGAAUCAGCAAGCACUAGUAGCGUUGGCAGCAACAGUUCACACAGUAAAGCCCCUGGUGCUCAACUUCAUAACUCCAAUUCCAAUAGCACUGUAAACACUUCCACUCAACAGAAGUUAACCAGCAUACUUUAUAAUCCCAAUUCCCUCUUACAAGUUGGUGAAAUACGAAAACAAAUGGUUGCUAUUGACAGUGAUCCUUUGUUAACAAAAGCUGAGAAAGCUCAGCAGAAACAAAGCCUAUACAUUGCUUAUAGUUUGAAUGGGACCUUAGGAAGUCAUUCAUUAACAACUACCACCGUCUCACCACUUUCAAGUUCGUUUUAUCCAAAUGACACUGUGGAAUCUGUAGUAGGAAAUGCAUUAGACGAGUUACAUCUAGAUGAUCCUCUAAAUUUAGUAGAAUCAAUUCAUAGGGAUACUAAUUCACCAAUUAGCAAUUCAAUAUCAGCAGGCCUAGCAAGUUCCGGACUAUUAGGAAGCUCAGCACCAGUCAAUAUUCCUGGAAUGGCAGAACGUUCCGUUCUUUCUAAUUUUUCACCAUCGACAUCCAGUCCACUCCAACAUUUGCAUUCAACUGGUUUUCUUACUGGGUCUAGAUUCUCUCAUCAAGAUUCAAUGGAAUCGACAAUGCCAUUUAUGAAUCAAGUAUCAGAUCCAUUUAGCAAUCAUAUUUCACAACUUAGCAGUUCAGCUUCUAAACUUAGUGGAUUUAAUAGUAGCUUGUUUGAUUUUACAAAUCAAGGAAUGUCUCCAUCUCGUACUCAACCUCUCCCAGCAUCUCCAUUGGUCAAUGCAUUUUCCAUUAGUCCAAGUAACACAGGAUCUUUGUCUGAGGUGCAAAGGCUCAGAGAGGAAUUGACAUCAAGCCGUGCCCAACUAGCAACAUGGGAUGAACGCAUUAAUCAAGCCAGAGCUGCUUGCGCUGCAUGGCAAUUAGAAAGUGAGGAAGCUAAAAGAAAAGCGAGUAUUGCCGAGCAGCAGAGAGACGAGGCCUUGUUACAAGUGAAAGCAUUAAGGGUAGAAAAUGAAGUGUCUAGUGGAGGCCCGUACCUUCAUACACUGAGAAGAACAAGCGAACUCAGAUCAUUAUCGAUAGCUGCAUUAAAAUCAAUUCAAUCACAGCUCCGUUCGGAUCUCGAAGAAGUAGAAAAGGUGCUGUACAGAGAAACGGCAACAAAGUGCAUGGUUUGCGAAGAACAAAAUCGCACUGUUACCCUCUCACCCUGUAACCACUACGUGGUCUGCUCGACGUGCGCUCCAAAUCAACGUGAGUGCCCGUACUGCCAGACUCCGGUUGUCUCCACAAGUUAGGUCCGAAUAUUUUGUUAGAACGCCCGUUGUUAUAAUCUCCGUUCUUUCUCAGUAACAUGGACAAAUAUCCUCAGAAUUUUAAUGUGAGUAGAGUACUAGAAUUUCUACACGAACAUUCAGUACUUCUUAUAAUGCGAUGGUAUAUAUAAAAUAAAUAAUUAAAGAAUUUGUACUGCGGUACACGUACGAUCGCAAUAGAAGAGACAAAAGGAAAAAAAAUAGAAAAUCUAUUCGAAUAUAUAAUUUGAUUAUCGCCAAAGUGAAUAUGGAUGUGAUAAGACUUCAUAUACGUAGUCUCUAUUUGUC
Habropoda laboriosa is the source of this 3506-nucleotide messenger RNA. RefSeq names its product RING finger protein unkempt homolog (gene unk). The transcript has 11 exons. NCBI's taxonomy places the organism in Eukaryota, Metazoa, Arthropoda, Insecta, Hymenoptera, Apidae. The record is from RefSeq and is a predicted model, not a curated record. Gene Ontology annotation, molecular function: metal ion binding. Bases 861 to 3200 code for a protein of 779 amino acids.